AUGGUGGCUCAAGCAGCCUUGGGCUUGCGACUCGCGCAGUACCGCGCCAACCAGCUGGACAUCUAUGAAAGAGGCAUGCUCCGUAACGAAUACCCACGAGUCACCACAGAGACCGCGCGCAUCGUCGAACAAGCGAAACAACAUCUCAGCGCGGCCGCCUUCAAUUAUUUGCAUGGCGGCGCCGGUGAAUUGGCAACCCAAGAGGCGAAUCGCGCGGCCUUUCGGCACUGGCGGUUAGUCCCUCGGAUGAUGAUUGACACUUCCCAUCGCACCCUGGAAACAUCUUUGUUUGGCGAGACAUACGCAUCUCCUUUGAUCCAAGCCCCGAUUGGCGUGCAGUCCAUCUUCCACCCGGACAAAGAAACCGGACUAGCCGCAGUCUGCUCAGAGCUGAGUAUCCCAUUCGUGCUCUCUACCGCCGCAACUAGCACCAUUGAAGAGGUCGCGCAGCAUAGCGGCCCUGGUCCUCGCUGGUAUCAGCUGUACUGGCCGACUGACGAUGAGAUCACCAUCUCCCUUCUUCAACGCGCUCGCGCGGCCAAUUAUAGUGCCCUGGUAGUGACGGUCGACACUUGGACGGCGGCCUGGCGCCCCCUCGAUCUCGACCGCGGCUACCUGCCCAUGAUUGCCGGUGUGGGCAACCAAGUUGCCUUUUCCGACCCCGUCUUUCGGCGAAAAUUCCGUGAUGCCUACGGCAAGGAGGUGGAGGAUGACAUCCCAUUUGCCAGCCGGAUGUGGUUGCAGAUGAUCAUUUCCGGAGUGGCAUCAACCUGGGAACGACUUCCAUUCCUGCGUCAACACUGGGAUGGUCCCAUUAUCCUCAAGGGCAUCCAACAUCCGGAUGAUGCCCGUAUGGCGGUGCGUGCCGGCUGUGACGGAAUCAUUGUAUCCAACCACGGGGGUCGGCAGCUAGACGGCGCCGUUGGAUCCCUCGAAAUGUUGCCGUCUAUUGUGGAAGCGGCAGGUGACUCGUUGACCGUGCUCUUCGACUCGGGUGUCCGGACGGGCGCCGACAUCCUCAAGGCUCUAUGUCUCGGGGCCAAGGGGGUACUCGUGGGACGACCUGUGAUGGCUGGGUAUGCGAUUGCCGGGAAGGAGGGAGCAAAGGAGGUGUUGCUAGGCUUGCUUACGGAUCUCGACCGCUCCAUGGGUUUAGCAGGGAUUCCCUCGCUGAAGGCUUGUACGCCGGCGGUCUUGAAAGCGAGGUCAAUGCUGUGA
Molecule: messenger RNA, 1218 nt
Organism: Aspergillus tubingensis
Lineage: Eukaryota; Fungi; Ascomycota; Eurotiomycetes; Eurotiales; Aspergillaceae
Product: FMN-dependent alpha-hydroxy acid dehydrogenase
Exons: 6
Coding region: 1-1218 (405 amino acids)
Molecular function (GO): FMN binding; oxidoreductase activity
Source: RefSeq, a predicted model, not a curated record